UGCUUACUCCUAUUGAAACACAGAAUUUUCACUCAUUUAACACUUGAACUCAACAAGCCAGUUUAUGCAUUAAAGCAUAACACAUAAAAGAAUCAGGUGAGAACUGAGAGUAAUGGGAGACACUAGUGUUGAGAAUAACAGGAACAAGGAGAAGAAGAUAUUAUGUCUUCAUGGAUUCAGAACCAGCGGUAGCUUCCUGAAGAACCAGCUCUCCAAAUGGGAUCUUCCUACCGCCUCUGUUUUUUCUGACUUUCACUUGGAAUUUCUCGACGGAUUUUUCCCAGCAGGAGGCAAGUCGGAGAUAGAAGGCUACUUCCCACCCCCUUAUUUUGAAUGGUUCCAACAUGAAAAUGACUUCACCGUGUAUUUUAACCUAGAAGAAUGCAUCACUCGCUUGUGCGACUACAUAACCAGCAAUGGCCCCUUUUACGGUUUGCUCGGCUUCUAUCAGGGAUCAAUUCUGGCUGCCCUCAUCCUGGGCUAUCAUGCACAGGGGAAGAUAUUGAAGGAUCAUCCACCCAUGAAACUAUUUGUGUCCAUAGCAGGGGCAAAGUUUAAAACUCCAUCUAUUUGUGAAAUUGCCUACAAAGAGCCUAUCAAAGUCAAAUCUGUUCACUGCAUUGGAGCCAAGGACUGGCUCAAAGUGCCUUCCGAGAAACUUGCGUCCGCCUUUGAAGAUCCUCUCAUCAUAAAUCAUCCCUACGGACACACUGUUCCGAGACUAGAUGAGGAAGCUGUCAAGAAAAUAAGAGAUUGGAUUGCAGAUGUGAGCGAGGCAGAUUCACAUGUGGGAAAUGGUGUGCUAAAUGAGAAUAACUCAGCGAUAGAGAAAGCAGAGGAAACUCUGAAAGAAUGUGACUUGCGGGAGGAAGAAAGUAAGUAAAUGAAGAUGUAAAAAUAAGCUAGAGCUUAAACAGGUUAUGCUUCUAGCCAAUGUAUCAGUAUUCAAUGCUGCCUUGAGCAUUGCUACAAAGAUUUGGAAAGAAGCUUAUAUAGUUAUUGUUAAAAGUUGUGCUGGUAUCGAACAAAACCAAUAAAAUUACAUAAUAAUGAUGUUAGGUGUCAAGUACCAUCUAACACAAGUUUCGUAUUUACUUGUCCACUUCACUGGAGCACAUUAUGUAGUAGUUUUCUUUGUUGCCUCCAGCAUUCUGGAAAACUGUUAUAGUUGUGCAUGUAUCUGGAUAAACUAUGAUGUAAUCACAUAUUAACUAUGUUCGUUGUUAGCUACAA
Messenger RNA from Daucus carota subsp. sativus, 1233 nucleotides. RefSeq names its product dihydrofolate reductase. The transcript is spliced from 6 exons. The coding region runs from base 113 to 883 and encodes 256 amino acids. NCBI's taxonomy places the organism in Eukaryota, Viridiplantae, Streptophyta, Magnoliopsida, Apiales, Apiaceae. The record is from RefSeq and is a predicted model, not a curated record.